Fusarium verticillioides 7600 is the source of this 2020-nucleotide messenger RNA. Its product is annotated as mannose-1-phosphate guanyltransferase. Bases 543 to 1541 code for a protein of 332 amino acids. The record is from RefSeq and is a predicted model, not a curated record. The transcript is spliced from 2 exons. Gene Ontology annotation, cellular component: cytoplasm. Gene Ontology annotation, molecular function: mannose-1-phosphate guanylyltransferase (GTP) activity; GTP binding. Gene Ontology annotation, biological process: cell wall mannoprotein biosynthetic process; GDP-mannose biosynthetic process. NCBI's taxonomy places the organism in Eukaryota, Fungi, Ascomycota, Sordariomycetes, Hypocreales, Nectriaceae.
UCCCCACUUCCCUCUGCUCGUGGUCUCUCUCCUGAGUUCAAAGUUGAGCUUCUUCUUCUUCUCCUCUCCUCCUGAUCUUCCCCUUUCUCUCUGACUUUCACUUUGACUCUGAUCCAGAUACUCAAUCUCUCGAGAUACCCGAUACCCUUUUAAACAUUUUAUUCUUCCUUAAUCUAAUCCUGUCGAGGUUGCUUCCUUCUUUUCAGGACCUCGCUGCUGUCGCUCUCUGUUCUUUGCUUUCUCCGUCACUGUCGACUUACGUUACUCCAACGCAUUCCACCACGUAACAGCUUCUCAAUACCGCAAUCAUGAAGGGUACGCUUUAUCUGGCCAAUCUCAACCUCUCCAGUAGCUAAAAUUGUUUAGGACUUAUUCUUGUCGGCGGCUUUGGCACUCGCCUUCGCCCUCUCGUACGUUACCCCUCAGGCGCGCGAAACUCCUGUGCACCCCUCCAAUAUUUGUUUUGUGUGUGACUGACAUGUUGUGGCGCAUUACAGACCCUCACUCUCCCCAAGCCUCUUGUCGAGUUCGCCAACAAGCCCAUGAUUGUGCACCAGAUUGAGGCGCUGGUCGCAGCGGGUGUCACUGAUAUCGUUCUUGCUGUCAACUACAGACCUGAGAUCAUGGAGAAGUUCUUGGCUGAGUACGAGGAGAAGUACAACAUCAACAUCGAAUUCUCCGUGGAGACUGAGCCCCUCGACACCGCCGGACCUCUGAAGCUUGCUGAGAGCAUUCUCGCUAAGGACGACUCUCCCUUCUUCGUCCUCAACUCCGAUGUCAUCUGUGACUACCCCUUCCAGGACCUCCUGGCUUUCCACAAGAACCACGGCAAUGAGGGUACUAUUGUCGUCACCAAGGUUGAGGAACCCUCCAAGUAUGGUGUUGUUGUCCACCAGCCCGGUCACCGCUCUUUGAUCGACCGAUUCGUCGAGAAGCCCGUCGAGUUCGUUGGCAACCGUAUCAACGCCGGCAUGUACAUCUUCAACACUUCCAUCCUCGACCGUAUCGAGCUCCGCCCGACUUCUAUCGAGAAGGAGACCUUCCCCGCUAUGGUCAAGGAUAAUCAGCUCCACUCUUUCGACCUUGAGGGCUUCUGGAUGGACGUUGGGCAGCCCAAGGACUUCCUCAGCGGUACAUGCCUGUACCUCUCUUCCCUCACAAAGAAGGGCAGCAAGGAGCUCACUCCUCCCACUGAGCCCUACGUUCACGGUGGAAAUGUCAUGAUCCACCCCUCUGCCAAGAUUGGCAAGAACUGCAGGAUCGGGCCCAAUGUCACAAUCGGUCCCGAUGUCGUUAUUGGUGACGGAGUCCGCCUGCAACGAUGCGUGUUGCUCCGCGGCUCCAAGGUCAAGGACCACGCCUGGGUCAAGUCCACCAUCGUCGGCUGGAACAGCACCGUUGGCCGAUGGGCUCGCCUCGAGAACGUGACAGUUCUCGGCGACGAUGUCACAAUUGGCGAUGAGAUCUACGUCAACGGUGGCAGCGUUCUCCCUCACAAAUCUAUCAAGGCUAACGUCGACAUUCCUGCCAUUAUCAUGUAAGGAUCGAUCUAACGAACCACCACCUUAUUCGAAGCUUGUUGGAGGACACACCAGCGAGAUUUCUCAUCUGUGUUUUAAUCUCAAACGACAACGACGAAGAAGAAGUCAAGAAGCAAAAUUCACCACUCUGGCUGGGGAGAUGUGCUGGCCACCAUUCUAUACCAUGGAGGCGGGGCAGGAGAAAAUCAAGAGCCUGUCGCUCUCUCUAUCUUAAUACUUUUGUGCAAUUGUCUAAUGCCCCUUUAUGCGUGUUUAUCUGGCGUCUAGGUCGAUAUUUACAGAGGGAGGGCAGGCAGGCAAGCCAUGGAAGGACAAAAACAGGGCAGUUGGGCAGGCAGGGUCCAUGGCAGCUUUCUGAGGCAGUCAUGUUAAAUGUCUAUGUUACAGUUAUUUCUAUUAAAGAAGGUGGCUCAAUACCAUUUUGGAACUUUACAAUAUUCCGCUUCCCUUGUGAGAUGUGUUAACAUUGCCCAGCAAGA